CAAUUUUUCUGCUGCCCGUUUCGCCAUGACACUUGAAGUUCGAGUACUUUCUUCAAUCCUGGGGACUCCGCGGCUCGUUGUUGUGCUGUAAUUCUUAGUUCGUUUCUGCUUCGAUUUUCCCUUCACACUUUUGCUUCGUUUCACUCUUCAGAUAGAACUCUUCCCUGUAAGAUUCGAGGCUGAGGUGAACGUAGCCAAAGCCGGAGCAAGGACUGGAGUGUCGUCACGGUCGAAGCGUUGUCGCGAUCCAAACCUCGCAUUUACACAAUUUCGAUCGCUUAUUAUUUUUUUCGUUGUGCUACUGAGAAAGCGUGCUCUUGAUUAUCUGCGUUAAGGAAUUUUGAAAGAGAAUUUCGUUUUGAGGUUUGGAGGUAAGAGACUAAUAGGCGUGUAGGCUGUGCUUAGGGUUCAACCUUCUACAGUUCUAGCGGGUUAAUAUCGACCCCUUCAUUUCCAGCGUCAAGGGCACGUGACGUAGGAAUCAACUUGUGCAGGUUUAGGAAAAUUUUAUAUUUAACGAAGGAUUCACCAGUUCGCCAUUAUGUGCAUUGGUUAAAUGAUCAAGCAGAAGAUCGCAGUAUAAUAACAAACUGGUGUGACACAAGGGUAGCUGAAAGCCGUAGCCGAAGUUGUACGAGAUGGAAGAGUUUUUAAGUGGACGCAUGGGGAAGCAAGGGCGGACAAUUGCUAGUCAACAUAACUACAUUGCUAACAUUGGAAGGCCGGCGAAACCGAGGAUGCUCGGAAUAACAGAGGUCCGAGGACCUUUUCACUCUGCCACUGGAUUCGAACCUUUGCAGAAUUUGUUCGAAAGCAUGGGAGAAUAUAUAGACGGUCUCAAGUUCUCCGGAGGAUGUCAUAGUUUGAUGUCCAGAGACAUCGUCCAGCAGUGGAUUAGACAAGCACAUCAUCAUGAUGUGUAUGUGAGCACUGGUGAUUGGGCAGAGCACGUCCUUCGCACCGGGCCGGGAAGUUUCAAACAGUAUGUGAAAGACUGCAAGGAUCUUGGAUUUGAUACGGUUGAGAUAAAUGCCGACUUCAUUGGGCUCAAUGAGGAUAAUCUGCUUCGUUUAAUACGCAUGGUGAAGAAAUCAGGAAUGAGAGCCAAACCUGAACUUGGGCUUCAUUUUCACGGAGGCGAAAACGCAGAACUUGGUUUCAUGGGUGUAGAGAACCCUAACUGGGUAAUAAAGCGGGCAGAACGUUACUUACAGGCGGGAGCAGAUAUGAUUAUGAUUGCUUCAGAUGGUCUUACCAACAAUAUUAGCAACUGGCGCUCUGACUUGGUGUCUAAGAUCAUCGAACAGUUGGGGUUGGAAAGAAUAAUGUUCGAAGCCAGUGACCCAAAGGUUUCUGAAUGGCUAAUCGAGAAAUACGGUUCCAAAGUUAACUUGUAUGUGGAUCACUCACAUGUAGGGCAGUUGGAACGCUUACGAUCAGGUUCACAUGGUUCUCGAAGCAUCUUUUUUGCAUGAUCGUUUUUCGAUUCAUUGAUCCCAACUAAAAACACUCCCUCUAGAUGUCAUCAUGAUGUUUUGGAACUUGGAAAUCUGUAAGAGAACUAUAGUUUCGUUUGGUUUUGAAACGCUAACACUGUAAUUUGUCGUAUAGAUAUUAAUAUGUAUAGAAAGAAAUAGUUAAAUUCAGUAUCUAACAUUGUCUUUAACAUGCAAUAUAUAUUUUUUCAAAUGCACUUGGCCUUUCUUAGUUUGAA
This is a messenger RNA of Physcomitrium patens, 1714 nucleotides long. RefSeq names its product protein HEAT-STRESS-ASSOCIATED 32. The record is from RefSeq and is a predicted model, not a curated record. NCBI's taxonomy places the organism in Eukaryota, Viridiplantae, Streptophyta, Bryopsida, Funariales, Funariaceae.